AUGACCAUUGGAGUCAUUUUUAAACCCUGUUGUGUUAUUAUUUUAAUGGAUUAUGAAUUAUUGUUGGGGCACCUGGGCGACUACAUAGAAGCUUUCGAACUAUUGGUACAGUAUCAUCAUACUGGACGAGGACGUCGUCAUUCCGACGAUAAAGAUGAAGAUGAUGACGAAAGUUCAGAUGAAGAAUUUCCUGAUGACGCUGAUGCCAGUAGCGAAUCAAAUGAUCCAUAUUAUUUAGAAGACGUUGAAUUCAAUCCAAAUUUUAAACAGAUAUCAACAUAUGUUAAAUCAUUACGUUUUGAUAAGAUUAUUCGUGUAGGCCUAGGUAUAACACAGAGUGCAUGUGAUAAUGCAUUCUUUUCUAGUCGAUUUCGACUAAAUGGAACAAAACUUCUUAAAUUGGGUACUAAAGUUUAUGCAGGUGACAAAUUAGAUAUGAUCACUGACAGUGGAGAAGAACCUGUGGGUAAACGUGUACGAGUUGUAGACUUUAUGCAAACAAAAUCAGAUAGUUACAAAUUUUAUUAUGUCAAGUCAUUCCUGGUUAGUCGACCACCACUGGCAAUCUUUUCGUUGGUUCUACUUUUAUGUGCUAUUGCUUUAAUUAGCAUAGACAUAGAAGUCAAUCAGUCGCCGCCACCGAAUGAUCCAGAUGUUGAAAAGCAUUGGAACAAGUUAUUGUUGGAGUUAUCAGGAUUAGAGUUUUGUUUUUCAAAUUCAUCAAAUAGUCGACUUGUAGCAGAGUCGUAUGAAGGUGCACAUGUUCUACGUGGAUUAGACAAUGAUCAACGGAAUACAACCAUCAUUUCACAUGCAAUUUACUUGCCUUUAGUAAUAUAUCCUAAUGCAGAAUUUAUUUAUCAUGUACCGUAUCUGCUGACAGCUCAAAUGCGUGGUCGCCAUAUCGGUAUUCAAGGUCAAUUGGCUUUACAAAGAUUAAAUAUCUCCUUCACAAUACCUUCAGUUGAAAUUGGAAAAAAUCAUAAAAAUCCUGGAUCAAAUUUUGUACCAAUACAUUUAAAGGCUUGUGUAACAUUUACUGCAACACAGGAUAUAUUCCCUCAAACAUUACUUCCUAGAACAUGUAAACCAAAUUCUCUGAAAGGUGAUACAUCUGCACGGAUAAGUUUUCUUGAAUGGUCUAAACGAAGUGAUGUUUUCGACUCAAAUCGAUGUUAUACACGUACUCGAAUACAAACUGAAUUCCAUGUUGCUGCACAUCUUCUCCCGCGUUUGAAAGAGGCGGAUAUACUGCUGAUAUCAUUUCGAUUAAGAUUUCUAGUUUGUGUAGUACUAGUUUUACUAUCUCUCUUCUUAGUUUUUGGUGCACGAAUCGACAUGUAUUCUCCUUGUAACCAAGAAUGUAUGGAACGAUUUAACAAAAGCUAA
Molecule: messenger RNA, 1389 nt
Organism: Trichobilharzia szidati
Lineage: Eukaryota; Metazoa; Platyhelminthes; Trematoda; Strigeidida; Schistosomatidae
Source: the annotation of a GenBank genome assembly